Cooperia oncophora is the source of this 537-nucleotide messenger RNA. The record is from the annotation of a GenBank genome assembly. NCBI's taxonomy places the organism in Eukaryota, Metazoa, Nematoda, Chromadorea, Rhabditida, Trichostrongylidae.
UUGCGCCCCUCAGUUGUAUGUCGUAUAGUAACCAUUAAUUUUUUCAGGUACGACUAUUUCACUCUUCCGGUCACGCCUCGGACUCAUAAACUAUGUGUUAUAGUGCCUUAUCGAAAUCGAGAACAAGAGCUGUCGGAAUUCGCUCCCCACAUGUUCAAAUUCCUACGUAACCAAGGAAUAGACCAUUAUUUGAUGGUGAUGAAUCAGACUGAUGAGCUCCGAUUCAACAGGGCUUCUCUUAUCAACGUUGGAUGGCUUGAAUGUGACCGGCUAGGCUGUGAUUACAUGGUGAUGCAUGAUGUUGACCUGUUGCCACUAAAUCCAGAGAUUAGUUACGGAUUUCCUGGCGAAGGUGUUGUGAGGCACAUUUCUGCACCACAAUAUCAUCCCAAGGACGCUUCAUUGAACCUCACAAGGGUUGCAAACCUUUCCACGAAUCGUUUCAAUACGUUCCGUCAUAUUCAUGGUGUCGACAGAAAACGUGACUACGCUGUUGUGACAAAGGAUCAGAAGGCCAUGAAAAGAAGGAGGGAUCAC